AUGGUAUUGGCCACAAAGAUCUCCCUCUUGGUGGCAGUCAGCCUGGCCCUAUCCUUAGUCCAAGCUGAGCCCAUCCCCAUCCGUAAAGAACGCGCCUCAAAGGAUCCCUCUCUAAGCAACAAGGCGACAUGCAAGACUCCACAUUGCGUGACUGCGGCAAAGGAGAUCCUGGAUGACAUGAACCCGAAGGCAGACCCCUGCCAAGAUUUCAGUCAGUUUGCCUGUGGUGGGUUCUAUGAGAAGAGAACCAUUGCCGCGGACCAGUCUGCGUUCAACUACUUCCAAAUCCUCUACGACAAGAACAACGACGCGAUCCGUGAAAUCGUAGACCCCUCUCUCGGAAAACAACCCACUCCCUCCAAAACCGACCCCGACUCCGCCGCCGCCCAGGCAAACCUCCAAAAACUCCAAGACCUCUAUGCCAGCUGCAUGGACGAGUCUACAAUCCUCUCUAACGGUCGAAAACCCCUUCUCGACCAGAUCUCUUCCAUUUUCUCCACCUUCCCUUCUAAUGCCACCGGUAAAGUUGGGGGCGGGGACAAGACGGUGCUCGCAAAGAUGCUGGCGCAGCUAUCGAACCAGGGGAUUUCGGGGUUUGUGAGCCUGGAUGUUGGCUCUGAUUCGAUGGAUCCGUUGAUCAACUCCCUGUCGUUGAGUGAAGGCGGGUUGGGCCUGCCGGCGAGGGAGUAUUAUCAGGACGCGGAGACUAUCAAGUUAUACGAGUCGACGAUUGGCCAGAUGUUUCAGGUGGUUUUUGGUGAGGAGGAUGUGGCUACCAGGAACCAGACACUUACCGAUGCGGAUGUGAAGCAGAAGUGGAAAGAUGUUGCAAAGGCGAUGGUGGGGUUUGAAACCCAGUUGGCCAAGAUUGGGACGGAGCUUGUCGAUCUUUAUGACCCUAUCAAGUCUAAUAACCCGCGUACUGUAGACCAGAUCUCUGCUGUGACACCUAGUAUCGACUGGGUCGCGUUCAUCUCGGGUGUCCUUCCCACAGGAGUAACCAACACCCGUCCCAUCAUCGUCUCAUCCCCAGAAUACCUCACCCGCCUAGAGAACCUCCUUAGCACCACCACCCCACAAACCCUCCGAAACUAUAUCACAUGGCUCAUAAUCUCCAAAAGCUCUCCUAACCUAGGAACCCCCUACCGCCAACCCCUCCAUACCCUCUCCGCAACCCUCUCCGGCGUCUCCCUAGACACCGUCACCCCACGCUGGAAGCACUGUGUGAGCGUAAUCAACAACAACUUAGGCGAUAUGGCAGGCCACUACUACAUCCAAACCGCCUUCCCUGGAACCAGUCUAGCCUCCACCGUCUCGAUCAUCGACUCAAUCCUCGACUCUUACAAAAAAACCUUCCCCACCCUCACAUGGCUUGACAAACUCACGCUCUCGGGAGCCAUGGAAAAACUCGAAGCCAUCGUUAAACUGAUGGGCUACUCCACCGACUCUCCUGAUGUCUCUUCUUCCGCAUCCCUACAAAAGUACUUUUCCACCCUUCCUGUAUCCAAAACUGACUAUUACGCCAACCAACUCCAAUACUCCAUCUGUCCAGAGUAUGUCAAUUAUGGCGGGUUUGGUGUCGUUGCUGGACAUGAGGUUACUCAUGGGUUUGAUAAUAUGGGUCAUCAUUUCGACUCCAUCGGCCGCCUCCACAACUGGUGGACAAAUGCAACAGAAAAUGCAUUUACAGAAAAGGCCCAAUGCUUUGUAAACCAAUACGGGAACUUCACUGUUAAGGGUCCGGACGGGAAGGACCACAACGUCAACGGCCAACUAACACUCGGCGAGAACAUUGCCGAUAAUGGCGGUCUCAAGCAAUCCUUUCGCGCGUGGCAGAGUAGACUUCAAUCUGACCCCUCUGGCAAAAACAAGGAGCGGCCCGAGUACCUUGUCAACCUGAUCCGAAGCGACCCACAUUCGCCAUCCAAGUGGCGAAUCAACGGUGUUGUCCAAAACUCUCCCGAGUUUGCGAGUGCUUUCCAGUGUAAGGUGGGCAGUGCUAUGAAUCCUGUCAAGAAGUGUGAGGCCUGGUAA
This is a messenger RNA of Linnemannia hyalina, 2034 nucleotides long. Lineage: Eukaryota; Fungi; Mortierellomycota; Mortierellomycetes; Mortierellales; Mortierellaceae. The record is from the annotation of a GenBank genome assembly.